AUGCAUGCUGAUAAUGCUAAUCCAUCAAAUUUUUCUGUAGGACAUCAGCCAGUCCAAGGGUCAAGUGUUCAGUUCCUUAUCUUCGGUCUACCUCUAGGUUACACUCCACCAUUUACCAAUGCCACCAACGGAGGACCAACUGUUCAACCACCUGUGCAAAUUUCGAUAGCCACUGAAGGGCAUCCAACUGGAUUUUUUUGCCCACCAAAACCGAUAAGUAAAGCCAUCACUACCCAACAAAAUCCAGCAGCCACAACAGCUGAAACACCUUUAUGUUUUAUGGCUUCAAUUAUGAGUUUUGCAUCUUCAAAACCUUUGUCCUAUCAAGUUUCGUGGUCAAAACAGUGUGAUGAUUAUUAUGAUAACCUGAUUGAACAAAACGACAACAAUGAUAGUCGUUUAGCUAUUGUGCCUUGGGUACCACAAUCUUCCUCCGGUUCUUCACACACUUUUGAUGAUGAUAAGAACAAUAUGAAUACAAUAGAGUUGAUGGAAGCUGAUGAAAUGGAAGAAGAACCAGAAGAUGAAGAUGAAGGAGCCAUGAUGGAUGUAGAACAAGAAGAGAAGAACUUUUCAAGAGGGAUUUCAACAACACUGUUUGUUACCUCAAAACACUUCAACUCCUAUUACUUGGACUCGUUGAAAAUCAUUACCUAG
Vicia faba (fava bean) is the source of this 657-nucleotide messenger RNA. NCBI's taxonomy places the organism in Eukaryota, Viridiplantae, Streptophyta, Magnoliopsida, Fabales, Fabaceae. The record is from the annotation of a GenBank genome assembly.